Molecule: messenger RNA, 4131 nt
Organism: Trachemys scripta elegans
Lineage: Eukaryota; Metazoa; Chordata; Testudines; Emydidae
Gene: KANK3
Product: KN motif and ankyrin repeat domains 3
Exons: 11
Coding region: 193-3315 (1040 amino acids)
Biological process (GO): negative regulation of actin filament polymerization
Cellular component (GO): cytoplasm; cytoskeleton
Molecular function (GO): protein binding
Source: RefSeq, a predicted model, not a curated record
GCGGGCGGGUCCCGGGUCCCGGGUCCCACCCCUGGCGCGCAAUUGGCCAGAUGUGAGCGAGGGGAACUGCUGGGCCGGCCGAGCCGCAGGCAGAGUCGCGGGCGCUGCGCGGGGCGCGCCGGGCCGGACGGGAGGCGGCAGCUGCAGAUUCGCAGUCCGCUGGUCUAUGGUUUUGUGAUCCCCUAGGAGAAGAUGGCACAGCCCCUACACCUGAACCAGAAUCUCCCAGAUUUAGGUGGCCCCUUCUUGUACAGAGAUCAGGACGAUGGGGAGAAGAGCUCCUACUCUGUGGAAACCCCCUAUGGCUUCCUGCUAGACCUCGAUUUUCUGAAAUAUGUCGAUGACAUUGAGAGUGGCCAAACUCUCAAGAAGGUGCCGAAGCACCGGAAAGCGAAAGGGCCCAAGCAGCAGCCGAGUUCCCUGAGAAGCCCCAGCGGCCACGCCAGUGGAUGGACCUCCACCGAGUCUCUGGCAUCCAUGGCCAGCGAGGAUGGAAGGAACGUGCUCCUGUUAUCUCCACGCAUCAGAAUGCAGUCUGGGUCCUCAGAAAUGAGAGAGCCCCUGAGCAAACAGGCUUCCAACCCUGUGUCUCCAACUCCAGUUAUAAAUCUCCUCCCACCUCCUGCCCCCAAAUCCCUCAUGCGAAAUCCCCGGGUGGAGAAAACCCUGCAAGAGACAAGUAGGAGGCUGGAGCUAGAACAGCUCCAUUUGCUGAGUAGUGGAGAUGCCCAGAUGACUGGGCCACCCAGCAGUCCCUCCAAAACAUGGAUCUCCGUCUCCAGUACCGCUUCUUUUCACCAGACCCGCUCCUCCUCUGCUGUCCCUUUGAAUGGAAAUGGGGACAGCCAAGCCACACCUGGCCCGUCUCUGACGGGCUCUAUGAGAAUGAGCCCUUUGAAUUCCGGAAGGAGCACCCCGGCCACCAACAUCAGCCCAGCGCAUCUGCAGCAUGUGCGGGAGCAGAUGGCUGCUGCCCUCAAGCAACUCAAAGAGCUGGAGGAACAAGUUAAGACGAUCCCAGUCCUAGAAAUGAAAAUCUGCAAACUGAAGCGGGAGAAGGAGAAGCUGAUGGCGGGUUUGCAGGAGCAACCCCUGCCCGAAACGAGCGAGGCUUCUGUUUUCAGCUUUCCACCCAGGUCUCUCGGCGCAGAGGUUGCCAGGGCAAGCCAGGAGGCUCCCGCGGAACUGGAAAGGGAACUGGAGUCGGUGAAGGCUCGAGCAAGUAAAAUCACAGAGUUAAGGAGACUCACUGAGAAACUGUCUGCUUCGGACAGGAACGUGCGAGCCAGCAAGGCGGCUGCCCGCCCCGCAAAGGCCAUGGAGAAAGCGUGUAAGUCUGUAGGUGUGGGCGAGGGGGUGAACAUGAAUGAGGCCGUGUUCUACUACCGAUCUCAGAAGCCAUGCCAUGAGAUUGCUGUUGGCCAAGAGACUGAGACCAAGGACGCUGCAGUGUGGGUUGUGGAGUCCUUGUUAGGGCUUCCGACGGAAGCAGAGAAGGAAAUGGAGCUGCUGCAGCACACGAUUGGCCACCAGAGAGAAGUCAUCGCCAUGAUGGAAGGCCACUUGAAGGACGCGACUAAGGAGCUUGAGGAGUUAAGAGUAGAGGUUUGUUCCAGAAGGCCAAGAACUUUGAUAGAUAAGGAAAUAAUGGCCAAGCCUCAGAUGGUAGAAGCACACGCAGAGGCUGCGGUACCAAUGCAGAGCCAGGGGGUGGGCAGCCACUUGGAAAUGAUCGAUAAGGGUGUGGAUUGCUCGCCAGAGAUGUUGUGCAUUGGAGUCAACUGCAAUUUGGAAAGUAGAGAAGUUGCUGUAGGUCCAGAUUCACCAGCCCUGUAUGAAGAGAAGGACACCCAAGCUGAUAUAGAGGCAGGAAUCGAUGCAGCAAUGGAAGAAACAGAUCAAGGUGUGGCUGGUGAUAAGUCUAAACAAACCCCCAAUGGAGCCGGAGAAGGUGGAAACCAGGUGGACGUUGCUGAGUCUGGCGUCGCCAGUGGCACUAAGACAGCCAUGCCUCAGGGAGGGACAGGGAUGGUGGAAGUGGAGCAAGGGUCACGUUUAAUUCCCCAGGACUCCAGGAAUGGGGUGCACGAGUGUGCGAGUGCAACGCCGGAAAGGCCUCUGGAGAAGGACAGUAACGCUCCUCUGAGUCCUGGGGCUGGUGCACUGAAGUCGAUCAUGAAGAAGCGAGACGGGUUUCCGAAGAGCGAGGCCGAGGGCGGGAGGAAAAGCCUGCAGUUCGUGGGCGUGCUGAAUGGGGAGUACGAGAGCACGUCCAGUGAGGAGGAGGAGGAGGACAGUGAAGACAGCUCCUCUGAGAAGAUUUCACCCACCAGCUCUGACAGCGACGCGGAGGACGAUGCAAACACCUGGGACGAGAUCGGUGCGAACGUGGGUGAGACUGCGAGCAGCGUGGAGGGUCCUGAGCCGGGCACAGAGCAGAGGAAGAGAAACGGGGAGCAGGGGACAGAGAGUGCACCAGCAUUGGACCCCACCGAGGUGAAGGAGAAGUUUGAACUGAGCCCAAGGAUGAGAGAGGCCUGCAUGAUUGUGAAGCACCACCUCAGCCAUCCCAGUGCCGUGAAGAGCAAAGAGGUGCUGGCCAGCAGCAGCAUCCUUCUCCAGGAGUGGUUCCGAGUGUCCAGCCAGAAGUCCUCUGUCCCAGAGCUGGUCGCCAGCCACCUCCUGGCCUUCGCGGAGGUCUCUCCGGGGAUGCUGGCCCACGUGGUCAAUCUCUCGGAUGGGAACGGUAACACAGCUCUCCACUACAGCGUCUCACACUCCAACUUCCAGAUCGUACAGCUGCUCCUGGACACAGGGGUUUGCAACGUUGACCAUCAGAAUAAAGCCGGCUACACAGCCCUCAUGCUGGCAGCUCUGGCGUCGGUGGAGCACGAAGAUGACAUGAACGUUGUCAGGAGACUUUUCAGCAUGGGAAACGUCAAUGCCAAGGCGAGCCAGGCUGGCCAGACGGCGCUGAUGCUGGCGGUCAGCCAUGGCAGGCAGGAGAUGGUUGAAGCCGUGCUGGCCUGCGGAGCUGACGUCAACCUGCAGGAUGAGGAGGGCUCCACAGCCCUGAUGUGCGCCUGCGAGCACGGGCGACUGGAGACCGUGAGGCUGCUCCUGGCCCAGCCAGCUUGUGACGUCUCCAUUGUGGAUAACGAUGGGAACAAUGCCGUGGCCAUCGCCCUGGAGGCCGGUCACAGCAACAUUGCAGUAUUGAUGUACGCCCACCUCAACAACUCCAAGGCACAGUCACCCCAGGGGACCCCACCGAUAGCCUUGAAGAGCUCUAGCAACCUAAUGAAGAAACAUUAGAGCAGCCUUCACAUCCCAGGCAGCUGGAUUCUCCAGGCACUCACUCCUAUAUCUCAUCACAUCCAAGAACUCGAGCCCAGUCCAUAUGUUGUACCAUCCCCUAAGGUCCCAUGUGUUUAUAUUCCUGUCAAGUGUGACAGGCAUCUGUUCUCAGCCUAAUUAACCCAAUCUCCGCUGAAGGGAAGCAGCUUGCACUAAUCUGUGUCACGGGGGCUGCUGUAGAGUGAAACAGAGGGUCACUUCCAGCAUUUCCUUUCUUCUCCCCACCUUGAUGCUCGUCUAGCUAAACCGGGCAAGUCCCCUACCCGGGGCCGCCAUGAGCACUGUUUAUAACAUCAGACCUAGAGCUGGUAGAAAACUUGGGUUUCAUCAUGGAAAUUUUCAGCAAAAAUAGGAAAAAAUCAUCUGCAUCUAAAUUUUCCACAGAACAUUUUAAUUUUUCAGUGGAAAUUUUAAUACCAAAAUACCUGAGGCUAAAAACAAAACAAAAGGCCAAAAAUCAACCGUUUGAUUGGGAAAUGCAGCUGCAGCUGUAGUUGCUCAGGUCCCAGUCUCCUCUCCGGGCGGUAUUGUUCUGCUGCUUUCUGACACGUACACUCUGUCGUAUCAACCUUUGAAACAUAACAACUGCUGCUGGUCACUGCCCUGCACCCUGGCUCUGCCUUGCUCCCAGUUCCUGCAAGAUGUCUGACUGCCACUUCCUGGGUUUGUGCCCUUGUCAUGCAUAUGCGUAACUUCAUUAGCAUACUCCACACAUCUUUCCUUUUUUUAAAAAAACAAACUACAAAUAAAACAAUACCCUCAUUGUUCAUACAA